Botrytis sinoallii is the source of this 585-nucleotide messenger RNA. RefSeq lists its product as uncharacterized. Lineage: Eukaryota; Fungi; Ascomycota; Leotiomycetes; Helotiales; Sclerotiniaceae. The coding region runs from base 1 to 585 and encodes 194 amino acids. The transcript has a single exon. The record is from RefSeq and is a predicted model, not a curated record.
AUGAAGUUGAGCGAGAACAUUUUACGGAUCUCUACAAAACACAACAAUCUCACAUCAAAUCCAAUGUGUAAAGAGCUUCAAUAUAAGCAGAAAAACAAUCGUUCUUCGUCAGUUGAAUUCGUCCAAAGAAGUUCCAUUGCCGACGACGAUUUAUACAACGCUACACCUCCACCAUUGAGAAUCAAGCGCGAGCAUGCUGUAUUAUCAGAGAUUAGAGAUGCUCCGCAGAACUGCGAGGCGCGAGAAACAAUCGAACAAUCUAUGGAAGAAAGGAGACGGAAUCUAUUGGAUCAGAAAGAUUGGGUCGGCCUAAACAUUCAUCAUUUGCCGAAAUUGAAGUUCAACCAACCAAGACACGAUGAAGAUAUUGGGCGAAGAAGAAAGGUAAAGGGUGGACACAGAGCAAGAUACUCAAAGCUUCAAACAAGAAUCAGCUCGCCGUUUGCCGCAAGGAACAAUCAUAUGCGGGAGCAACAAGAAGCGGGUUACGUGGAAGGAAGCCUGCCGAAAAAUGACGUUAGGAUUUCGAUCGGAGGCAGGAUUGUUCCGCCAGGCAUAAGUUCGAGUUCGCGACCGACUAAGUAA